Messenger RNA from Pomacea canaliculata, 1539 nucleotides. Its product is annotated as sorbitol dehydrogenase-like. The transcript has 9 exons. Gene Ontology annotation, biological process: D-sorbitol catabolic process. NCBI's taxonomy places the organism in Eukaryota, Metazoa, Mollusca, Gastropoda, Architaenioglossa, Ampullariidae. Gene Ontology annotation, molecular function: L-iditol 2-dehydrogenase (NAD+) activity; zinc ion binding. Bases 90 to 1142 code for a protein of 350 amino acids. The record is from RefSeq and is a predicted model, not a curated record.
CGUUGUUAUCACCCUUGUUGUUAGUGGAACAAAUCCACCGCCAGGUAGCGGGACAUUCCAGGCACAGCUCAAGGUGACGAGAGGAGGACAUGGCGGACAGCAACCUGUGUGCAGUGGUGUACGGCAAGAGGGACCUGCGAGUGGAAAGCAGGGCAGUGCCCCAGGCCGGCCUCGGAGAACUGCAGAUAAAAGUGAGAGCUGUAGGUAUUUGUGGUUCGGAUGUGUCACUAUGGAAGAACGCAGCCAUUGGUCAGUUCCCUCUGAAGGACCCCUUGGUGGUAGGUCACGAACCCUGCGGGACGGUGGCUGGUGUGGGUCCUGGGGUCACGGGCUUCGCUGUCGGGGACUUUGUCGCCAUGAACCCAAACAUCACGUGCGGCGCCUGUGGGGCCUGUCGGGAGGGGCGCCAGAAUCUCUGUGAUUGCGGCAUCAUCAUGGCCACCCCACCGACCAAUGGCAGCAUCGCAAACUUCAUCGUUUGGCCCUCUCGUCUGUGCUACAAGUUGCCUCCCAGCGUCACCCCUAACGAAGGCGCUUUUAUUCAGCCCAUAGCUUUGGCAGUGCACGGAUGUCAAAGGGCAGGAAUCAAACCGGGUCAUCGUGUCCUAAUUUGUGGGGCAGGCCCCCUGGGGAUGGCCAUGGCGAUGGUUGCCCGCGUGAGCGGAGCUUCCAAACUGUGCAUUACAGACAUCAACGAAGCAAGACUCCAAUUUCUGGCAAAUAUUACCAAGUGCUCUAUAGUACACGUGCAAGGAGAGCCUCCAGAAGACACCGCAGAGCGCGUGAGGAAGGAGCUGGCAGGGUUCGCUGACGUCACCUUAGAGUGCAGCGCCGCCCCUACUUCAAUCGCAACCGCCAUUAACGCCACAAAGUCAGGAGGCUGUGUGUUGAUAGCGGGUAUCAGUCCAGAUGCGGAGACCAGGAUUCCCCUGCGGUCCGCCAUGACAAGGGAAGUGGACGUCAAGGGAAUGUUUCGAUUUGCCAACGAGUACGAAACGGCUGUGGAGCUGAUCAGCUCGAGGGUGAUUGAUGUCAGACCGUUAGUGACGCACACCUUUCAGCUAGAAAACGUCACUGAAGCCUUCGAGGCUGCCGCCAAGGGAGAAGGUGGGAAGAUUGUGAUCCUCUGUUCCAAAGAGUGACGUCACAUCGUAUAACGGCCUUACCAACCCUGGUGGCUCAGUUCUUGAACCGAAAUAAUAUUCAGAUAUUAAAGGAGUAUUUACUGAACUGUCAGAAACACCACGUCACUGACCAUGGGUCAGGGAAGUCGGUCCUGUGGACAUGAGUCCACCCCUGUUACAUCCUAUCUUGUCUUCCCUACGACUUGGACUGGAAGUACCAGUUAAGGGAUGAGCAGAACAAGAAGAAUCACUUCACUUUACUCCAGAGAAUUUUUUCUUAUAACAACAUACAAAAAGUAUUUCAUGCAUUUGUUUUCAGGACUUGGUCAGCUUAAACAAAACUUGCAACCUACGUGUAUGUUGUGAUAUGUGAUACGCAUUUAAAUAAUAUAAAUAUAUUGGCAUCUACAGAUAA